Messenger RNA from Pediculus humanus corporis (human body louse), 714 nucleotides. RefSeq lists its product as uncharacterized. Lineage: Eukaryota; Metazoa; Arthropoda; Insecta; Psocodea; Pediculidae. Gene Ontology annotation, cellular component: cytoplasm. The transcript is spliced from 4 exons. The record is from RefSeq and is a predicted model, not a curated record. Gene Ontology annotation, biological process: protein folding. Bases 1 to 714 code for a protein of 237 amino acids.
AUGGAGGAUCCAAACGAAGAUACUGAAUGGAAUGACAUUCUUCGAUCUAAAGGAAUUUUACCUCCAAAAGAAAAAGAGGUAACUGAAGAUCAACUCAUUUCAUUAGUUGAAGAUACAAUUAAAGAAAAACAAAGAGACAAUGAAAAAUCAUUAGGGGAAUUAAAUUUAGAUGAACUUGAUGAAUUAGAAGAUGAAGAAGAUGAAAAAAUUUUAUUAGAAUAUAGAAAUAAAAGAAUUGCUGAAAUAAAAGCAUUAGCGGAAAAAGCAAAAUAUGGAGAAGUUAGCGAAAUCACUGCUCAAGAUUAUGUCAAUGAGGUUAAUAAAGCUGGAGAAGGAGUUUGGGUAGUGCUUCAUUUAUAUAAACAAGGAAUACCUUUAUGUAAUUUAAUAAAUCAGUAUUUGUCGAAAUUAUCAAGAAAAUUUCCGGCUACUAAAUUUAUUAAAAGUAUAUCAACAACAUGCAUACCAAAUUAUCCAGAUAAAAAUUUGCCAACAGUAUUUAUUUAUUUCGAAGGGGAAUUAAAACAACAAUUGGUGGGACCUAUCGAAUUAAGAGGAAUGAAUCUGACUUGUGAUGAAUUAGAAUGGAUUUUGGGACAAGCAGGAGCAGUGCCUACUGAAAUAGAAGAAGAUCCAAAGCCGAAAGUAAAAGAUGUACUUUUUACAAAUUUAAAUUCUUCCAUUAAUAGGGACGAUGAUGGAAACGAUUGGUGA